Betta splendens (Siamese fighting fish) is the source of this 2228-nucleotide messenger RNA. RefSeq names its product HERPUD family member 2 (gene herpud2). Gene Ontology annotation, biological process: endoplasmic reticulum unfolded protein response. Gene Ontology annotation, molecular function: protein binding. The record is from RefSeq and is a predicted model, not a curated record. NCBI's taxonomy places the organism in Eukaryota, Metazoa, Chordata, Actinopteri, Anabantiformes, Osphronemidae. The transcript is spliced from 9 exons. Bases 367 to 1611 code for a protein of 414 amino acids.
AACUCUGUCCGAUCAGCUGUUGGUAAGAGAGCGAUGACGUAUUUCCGGUUUUACACCCGACAUUACAACAACAAGGCAGGGGAGCCGAGUCAGGACGUAGCCACAAAGGUGCUAGAAGAGUAAAAAGCAGGAAUCCAGGAAGACUCCUCUCAGAAGAGACCUCGCUGGCAGCUGGAUGACAGCAGCUGGUGUGAGGCAGAUGUUGUAGAGGCAGAACCUGGCGUCCCGUCAGACUGCAGGGACUGUUGCAGAUGUUUUGAUUUCAGAAUGAAAAGGAUUUGAGGAAGGUUUUUCGUGGGGCGGGUCGUGAGCGGUGGUAGUGGGUGAUCAGGUUCUACAGAGCCCACACUGCUAGUAAUAUGAGCCAUGGACUCUGGAGCAGCUGAUAGUCCUGUAACCCUGGUCCUGAAGGCCUCCAACCAGAAGUACGAAGACCAGACCAUUAACUGCUUUCUGAACUGGACUGUGGAGCGACUGAAGAGACACAUCAGCAACGUGUACCCCAGCAAGCCGCUGUCCAAGGACCAACGGCUGGUGUAUUUAGGACGACUCCUUCAAGACCACCUGCAGCUCAGAGAUGUGCUUAAUAAGCAGGAUGAAUACCACAUGAUGCACCUAGUGUGUACCUCCCACAGUCCCCCGGCCUCACCUGUGCCCCGGAGCCCCUCCACAGCCAGCGCUUCUGCUUCUGACUCCAGCUUGUCAGACAGCGCUGCCUCCACACCAGGUCAGGACAGUCAGUCGGCUCCGUCCUCCUCCUCAGUGCCAGUAGGUUAUGAUGGGCUGAGGUAUCGGGGGGGCCUUCCCCAGUCUGAGCCUCAGAGCCCAGCGACUGUCCCUCAGUGGCCAGAAGCAGCCCAGGUUCCUCUACAAGGAGGCCUACCUGGCAACAUGCCCCCCCACCCAGCGUACCUGCCCAUGCAGAUGCUGUGGUGGCAGCAGAUGUAUGCACGCCAGUACUACCUGCAGUACCAAGCAGCAGUCGCUGCCUCUCAGCCCUCAGCCACCGUGGCUCCUCCGUCACCCUCCUCCUCCUCCUCCUCCCCUCUUCAGCCAGCUCAGGCCAACGAUGCUGUGCAGCCCCCUCUUGGGCCUAACCCAGCUCCCAACCCCUUACCUGAGAACCGUCCGGCCAACCCCAACAUCCAGAUGAACGCACAGGGCGGUGCGGUGCUAAACGACGAUGAGCUCAACCGUGAUUGGCUGGACUGGUUGUACACCGUGUCCCGUGCAGGCGUCCUGCUCAGCAUCGUGUACUUCUAUUCGUCUUUUAGCCGGUUUGUCAUGGUGGUUGGUGCCAUGCUGUUUGUCUACCUGCACCAGGCAGGGUGGUUUCCCUUCAGGAUGGAGCAGCAGAACCGUGAAGGAGGUGAAAGGGACAGAGUUCCUCAGGAAGACGCAGAGGGACAUCUGGACAUUCAGGAAAUGGAGCGUUUGAUGGACGAGGGGAUGGAGGACGAUGGCAGUGAGGAGGGAGCUGCAGUCCCCGAGGACCCGGCCCAAGCUCCCGCUGCGCUGCCCGAGCCGAGCUUCCUCACCACCGCGUGGUCCUUCAUCAGCACGUUCUUCACCUCGCUCAUCCCAGAGGGACGGCCCCACCAGCUCAACUAGUUAGUCAGACCCCCCCGAUCCCACCAGCAGGUAACCCUCUACAGACAUGUCAACCUUCCUCUCAACUCAACAACCUACCAACCUACGGAACCAGUCAAACGCCUUUUGUGGAGGCUGUGAAGAUUAUGCUGCUAUCCUCCUUCAUGCCGCCAGCAAACCUCCAUAUUUAAACCCCGCUACAGCGAAGUUUAAAAGGCAGGUGGGUUAGUUCAGCCAGGAUUUAGGAGACUAAAGGAACAUUUACUAAAUACUACACUGUGCAAACAGCUGAUGUUUUUUACAUUUUCCACUCAUGGGUUGUGAGUUCAUUCGUUGGGGUGGAGGGAGCCGUCUUCCUAUUUCAGCCGUGAUGCGGUCGUGCUUUUAAAACUCUUUGAACGUGGACCGAAAUGAGGGAUCGACAUUAACCUCGCUAAAACUGGGAGACUGACAGCUCCUGAAACUGCAUCUCUGCAGAGAUCUUCAUCUAUGCACAUAUGACGUGCAUAAAGACAUUGCAGCUACUGAAGCAGAUUGUUUUGUCACUUUGUGUAUCUAAAUAUUAUCUAUUUACACAUAAGUAUAUGCAUCUUUAAUUCCUGGAUAUAUGCUUUUUUCAAUAAAAAGUAAUACUAUCA